Molecule: messenger RNA, 377 nt
Organism: Aspergillus heteromorphus CBS 117.55
Lineage: Eukaryota; Fungi; Ascomycota; Eurotiomycetes; Eurotiales; Aspergillaceae
Exons: 1
Coding region: 5-313 (102 amino acids)
Source: RefSeq, a predicted model, not a curated record
AGCAAUGCCUCCCGUGGAUGUUUACCCCGCGACCGCCAAAGGCCCAACCAGAGAUAAUGACGUCACCGAUAAGCGCGUGAGGGCGGCGCAGACCAUCCAGGUCCGUCCGCCUUCGAUGGCUGGCCCUCCCUGUCUUGAGCUUUUGACACCUAACUUGCUUCCAGAGGACAUACCGUGGCUAUCGCACGCGACGGGAGCUACAGGGGCUCGGCCUUUCUGCAUCGACUUCGCGAUGGGUCGCGGUAAGAUUGUUCUCCAGAUGGCUCCUGUAUCGUUACUGAUUCUUCCGAUUCCAGGCCGUCAAAGAAGCUGAAUGGCGUAAGCUUCAUCGCCCCUCCGCACCUAGUGAUACAGACAACAUCGACAGCGCCGCCAAU